AUGACUUUAAGUUGUAUCAAUGUUAUGGGAAAACCAAUGCUUUUAACAUGUGAUACAUAUGCAACAUCGGCAACAUGUGGUAGUGGAACAUCAUCAACAGAAGGUAAUAGUGAUUGUGAUACAUGUUGCAAUAGUUUAUUAGAACGCAUGUUCGAUUGUCCACCAUGCCGUUAUUUUGUUCUUAAUAAUCGUCAACAAGGUGCAAGCUGUUUUUGUACAGUUUGUUUUAAACAACUACGUCAUCGACGUCGUCAUCAUCAACAACAAAAUGAGCAAGAUAUAUACCCCCGUUUUGAUGUUUAA
Messenger RNA from Adineta steineri, 303 nucleotides. Lineage: Eukaryota; Metazoa; Rotifera; Eurotatoria; Adinetida; Adinetidae. The record is from the annotation of a GenBank genome assembly.